Molecule: messenger RNA, 1293 nt
Organism: Solanum lycopersicum (tomato)
Lineage: Eukaryota; Viridiplantae; Streptophyta; Magnoliopsida; Solanales; Solanaceae
Product: fatty-acid-binding protein 1
Biological process (GO): fatty acid metabolic process
Cellular component (GO): chloroplast stroma
Molecular function (GO): intramolecular lyase activity; fatty acid binding
Source: RefSeq, a predicted model, not a curated record
ACGCUCAAACCAUAGUAAAUAAAAAAUAAAAAAUGGCUUCUCUUCGUUUUCCAUUCUUGUUUCCUCAGCCCCACAAGACUCCGUCUUCCGCCACUUCAGAUGCUCCAUCUCGCUCCUUCUCCACCGUCGCUGUCGCCGUCGCGUCCGGAGGUUCAGCCCUCGCUGCCGCCGGAGCGAUCAUUGCCAUAACUCAAAGCCCCAAAAAUCCGUUUCUGGAAAAUGCUAUGAAUUUUCUACUUUCCAAUUUCUCACCUAACAAAAAUCAUUCAUCCCCUUUGUGGGGUUCUGUUUCUCUAGCAGAUAACUCAGCUCCGGUCACUGAAUCGAGGACCGGAAUGGCAUUCCCCUCAAUUCUGAAAGAUACUCAGCGACUCCUUGGAAUUGGGCUGCGUAAAAAGGCGGUUUUUGGAUUGAAAAACAUUGAUGUCUAUGCUUAUGGUGUGUAUGCUGAUGAUGUUGAUGUAAAGAGGUAUCUGGCUGAGAAGCAUGGACGGCGCUCUGUUUCUGAACUGCAGCAAAAGGAAGAGUUGAGAAAUCAUCUCAUGGAAAACAAUAUACGCAUGACUAUCAGGCUUCAAAUAGUCUAUGGCAGGCUAAGCAUUAAUUCUGUGCGCAGUGCUUUCGAAGAAUCUGUUGGCAGCAGAUUACAUAAGUUUGGGGGAUGUGAUAAUAAGGAAUUGCUUCAAAGGUUCACUUCCCAGUUUAAGGAUGAAAUUAAAUUACCUCGGGGAUCUAUCAUUGAACUCUCCAGAGAUCAUGACUACAUACUCCACACAACAAUUGAUGGAAAGGAAGUGGGAAGCAUACAAAGCAAACUCUUAUGCAGAUCAAUCCUAGACCUAUAUAUUGGUGAUGAGUCAUUUGAUCACAAAGCCAAUGAAGAUGUCGAGUCGAACUUGGCUUCUCUACUUCACAAGUAGCUACUUCUUUAGCAUAAAGAGAAUUUUAUCAACACGAGGAAUCAAGUUGUGGUGAUUUAUACUUAACGCAUGUUAGCUUCUAUUGGUUGGAUGAUUCUCUUUAAAUAGUUGAACUAGAGAAUUAAUCUCUUGCAAACUGAACUUAGAUCUAUGUUUUAUAUGCUGAUGAGUGGUUUUCUCUACUCCUGUAAUAUUUUGCUUUGCAAUUUUUAUAGCAUGAUUGAAAUAAGUAUGUUGGCUUGGUUACCAAAUUUCUUUUAUUUACCUCAUUGAAAUGCAUCUUGGAGUGUUUACUGCUAAGGUUGGAGAACAACUUGUAUAACCUAGUAGUGUUUACUACUAAGGUUUCUUAUUAUCAUCUUGUUGUUGUUUA